AUGAUAAUUAGAUUUUUACUUCUUCUUGAUAUUAUUCAAGGAUUGACCUCCAAUUUCGCGCUGAAUAUCAGAGAAUGCCCAGACAAAGAUCUUGGAGAAGCAUGUGCUGCGCAAUGCCGGCUCGAGUAUGUUAGCUGCCGAUUGGGGUGUUCCGACUCUUUUUGCGACACAGAAUGCUUGAAUGCUUAUUCAGCAUGUGUUGACACUUGUCCUUGCUACCAUGACUGUCCUUCUGGAUGUGAGGAUUGUUGGCACCCUAUUUGCCAGUGUAAAGACCCUGAAACAACGAGUCCAAUUUAUCGGCAAUGCAAAAGUGAAGCACAGACUGGCUUGAAUCUAUGUAUGAAUGACUGCCAGACCAAUUCAACAUGCUUCGAUUCUUGUCAUGAAACCUUCAAAAGAAAUUUUAACCGGUGCCCAUGUAUGUCAGGCUGCCCGAAUGGAUGUCCAUGUUCCAAUGGUUAUGUUUGCGAACGCUUUUUUACUGUUAUUUGCCAAAAUCGUAAUGAUUUGACAUUGAAUUACAUCGUCUCCGGUAGUGGUCAUUUCAAGGAAAAUCGGUACUACUCGAUUCCCGAAAGUAGGGACGAAUUUUAUCAAUAUCUUGAUAUCGUCGGUUCUGCAGCGCUAAAUGGAGAGAUUUAUAUUUUUGGUGGAAAUGAAGAUAGAUAUAAAAUUUCUCGAGUACAAGACUGCGGUAUUGUUGAGUUGGCUGCAAGACUGGUAACUGAGUGGAAUCAUCAUUAUGGAGGCAUCGUUACUGUGCCUUCUUCCCCUGACGAAAUUCUUUUAUGCUUUGGAGACGAAAACGAUAUCACGACUUGCGAAGAGUUCGAUGGGGAGGCCGUUAGAAAAAAUCCAUUUAGUCUGAGACACAAUCAUAUUGCCGGAUGCUUAGCCACAUUCGACAGCUUUGCGAUCGCCAUAUCAGGAAACUUCGAUAGAAAAGUAGAGGUCUUGGGACUUGGUGGAUGGCGUGAUGAAAGCGAUCAUCCGAGAGCAUCCCAAGCGCUUGGUUGCUUGUCUGUCGGAAGAGGAACUAUAACUAUUGGAGGAUACGACGUUGACGGCGGAACUACAAAUGAGGUUUUCCAUUUCAAUAAUGGUGUUUGGUCAAAUGCUGGAUUUUUGAUUGAGCCAUCCUUUCAUUCGACAAGCCUAUUCUUUGAUUCAUAUUUUGUUUCUUUUGGAAGAGGACCAUCAUUCAAUGUUGCCGAGCGUGCCCAAUGGAAUGGAACAUUUGUAACUUCUUCAGAAAUAAUCUCAACUGACUCAGAAGACUGCGACUAUCCGAUUGUUUUCGAGAGUGCUCCAGACGCGUGUAGUCAAUCCUGUGAUCAAUUUUGUUUUCCACAGUAA
Oikopleura dioica is the source of this 1359-nucleotide messenger RNA. The record is from the annotation of a GenBank genome assembly. NCBI's taxonomy places the organism in Eukaryota, Metazoa, Chordata, Appendicularia, Copelata, Oikopleuridae.